GUGCGCAUUUUAAAUGCCGCUAAUUUCAUUGUAACCUUCAUAGAGCAUAUUUAGCGCAAAAUAAUACUACUUGUAACCUACAUAAUCUUUAUCUCAUAAAACCUGUGAUAAUGCCAGAUGUUAAGCUGAACUUGGUAGUUGCCAUGUGCAACAACAGGGGCAUUGGUAUAAACGGUCAAUUACCUUGGAGGUUAAGGGGAGAUAUGAAUUUUUUCAAGAAAAUUACAUCAGAAACAAAAGACCCAGACAAGAAAAACGCUGUCAUUAUGGGAAGGAAAACAUGGUUCUCUAUACCAGAGAAGUUUAGACCACUUGCCAACCGAAUAAAUGUAGUUCUCAGUAGAGAAAUGAAAGAUAGUCCAGAUGGAGCUCAUAUAUCUAGAAGUCUUGAAGAUGCUUUGAGUCUUCUGUCGACUCCACCUUUGUCAGAUAAAGUGGAGAGCUUGUUCGUCAUUGGUGGAAGUGCAAUAUAUGAGAUGGCUCUGAAAUCUCCCCAGUGUCAUAGAAUCUACUUAACCAGAGUGAUGGCAGACUUUGAGUGUGACACAUUCCUACCAGACUUUGCACAAGACAAGUUUGCUAUGGUCAGGUUGAGACCCAUCUGUUUCAAGUGAUAUGCAGACAGAGAAGGACAUUAACUAUCAGUUUGAAGUCUAUGAAAAGGUAGACUAACAUCAAUAACUGUACAUGCAAACCAAAGAAGAAUCUCAAGACUCUUAUGAACAUUACAGUACAGAAGUUGCAACAAGCACUGUGACAAAAUAAGAAACUUAAUGUGGGCUUCCUGAAAGAGUUCUUAUGGGCACUAAGAAAAGUAAUUGUGGAAUCCUAUAAUAAGUGUGGACUUUUUGAUUGUGAUAGCCUGAUUAUGUCUGAUUUUGUACUUUUGUACUUUUUGCAUCUGAUUGUUUCUGAGUAGAUGUUAAUUAAAUGGGAAUUUUAUGUAGAUUAAGUUUUAGUGUGACAAACAACCAUGAUAAUGUUUUUUUAUGGCAGCUGAAAAUUUAUGCAAAAGAAUUAGGCUUGGAAUAAAAGUCUUUUUGUAUGACU
Molecule: messenger RNA, 1050 nt
Organism: Lingula anatina
Lineage: Eukaryota; Metazoa; Brachiopoda; Lingulata; Lingulida; Lingulidae
Product: dihydrofolate reductase-like
Biological process (GO): tetrahydrofolate biosynthetic process; dihydrofolate metabolic process; folic acid metabolic process
Cellular component (GO): mitochondrion
Molecular function (GO): dihydrofolate reductase activity; NADP binding
Source: RefSeq, a predicted model, not a curated record